AAUGAAGUUUUUUUUUUUUUUUAGAUGUUGAUGAAUGUGCAACUGGAAAUGGGAACCUUUGCAGAAAUGGCCAGUGCGUCAACACGGUGGGGUCCUUCCAGUGCAGGUGCAAUGAGGGCUACGAGGUGGCUCCCGAUGGCCGGACCUGUGUGGAUAUCAAUGAAUGUGCUCUGGAUCCUGGGAAAUGUGCGCCUGGAACCUGUCAGAACUUGGAUGGCUCCUACCGAUGCAUUUGCCCGCCUGGGUAUAGUCUACAGCAGGACAAAUGUGAAGAUAUCGAUGAGUGUGUUGAAGAACCCGAAAUCUGUGCCUUGGGAACCUGUAGCAACACCGAGGGAAGCUUCAAAUGUCUGUGUCCAGAAGGGUUCUCCCUCUCCUCAACUGGAAGAAGGUGCCAAGAUCUGCGAAUGAGCUACUGUUAUGCGAAGUUUGAAGGUGGAAAGUGUUCAUCACCCAAAUCCAGAAACCAUUCCAAGCAGGAGUGCUGCUGUGCUUUGAAGGGAGAAGGCUGGGGAGACCCUUGUGAGUUGUGCCCCACUGAGCCAGAUGAGGCUUUCCGCCAGAUCUGCCCCUUCGGAAGUGGGAUCAUCGUGGGCCCUGAUGACUCAGCAGUUGAUAUGGAUGAAUGCAAAGAGCCUGAUGUCUGUAAACAUGGACAGUGUAUCAACACAGAUGGUUCCUAUCGCUGCGAGUGUCCCUUCGGUUACAUUCUAGAAGGGAAUGAAUGUGUGGAUACUGAUGAAUGUUCCGUGGGCAAUCCUUGUGGAAAUGGGACCUGCAAGAAUGUGAUCGGAGGUUUUGAGUGUACCUGUGAGGAGGGAUUUGAGCCCGGUCCAAUGAUGACAUGUGAAGAUAUAAAUGAAUGUGCCCAGAACCCUCUACUCUGUGCCUUCCGGUGUGUAAAUACCUAUGGGUCCUAUGAAUGCAAAUGCCCUGUUGGAUACGUUCUGCGAGAAGACAGGAGGAUGUGCAAAGGUGAGGGUCCU
Peromyscus maniculatus bairdii (prairie deer mouse) is the source of this 986-nucleotide messenger RNA. Lineage: Eukaryota; Metazoa; Chordata; Mammalia; Rodentia; Cricetidae. The record is from RefSeq and is a predicted model, not a curated record.